CCAGCAGGGAUUCCGAUGAGACCUCUCCAGGGAGGAACGAGGCAAUCACGGCGGACUAAGAGUGGUCACUCGAACGAACGGCUUUUUCUGCGAGAUUUUAUCUCCUGCUCAACGGGAACCAGCGGAGGCCGUUUAGCGAGAUGGUUACAGCCGGACAGUUUCGUGGAUCCCUCGGUAUGCGAGGCGCUUUACUCCAAGGACGAAAUAAAGUGCGGAUGCCCGGCCAUCGUUACAAUUCUCACCAGAGACCAAUACGGGGACGUUGUUCAUGUACCGAAUUUGAAGGUGGAAGUAAAAGCAGUUCCCAUAGACAAGAAAGACGUAGGAGAUUCGGACCGAACUUCCCAACCUGAUCCCAUGACCUUUGGUGGUCACCCUCAACCACCUUUGGAUGUACCGUACGAGGUCACGAUCAACAACAAGACCUGUUUCUACGCUAUUACCAUGAUGAAGGCUUAUCAGAAUUAUUCGUUCGAGGAACUAAGGUUUAUGUCACCGACCGUAAAAAGGUCUAUUGAAAGCAUGCUAGUUAGACCCAACGGCGAUGGGAGCUACAGCGCAACCUGGACACCGUCAUCGGUUGGAUGGUAUUCUCUCAUGGUCACAGUGGAUGGAUACAACAUGGAGGAUAAAUACAAAGUGGAGGUAAAAGAAUCACCGCAAGGCAUGCAACCGCCCACUCAGAACAUGGUGAAGAAACCACAGCAUCAACCGAGCAAGCUUCGAAAAUUCGUAGCGAAGAAUAGUGCCGGAUUGAGGAUCAGAGCUCAUCCGUCUCUACAGAGCGAACAAAUUGGUGUCGUUUCGGUUAACGACACUGUAGCCUUCAUAGACGAAAUUCACAACGACGAUGGUAUUUGGCUACGAUUGAACGCUGAAACGAUAAAGGAGUACUGCAGCAGCAGUCAUUUAGAAGCUUGGUGUCUGCAGUACAAUCAACAUUUGGGAAAAACGUUGCUUCUUCCAGUAGAAGAGCCUAAAUCGAUUUUGGAUCAAGUUAUCAAAGAAACUAUAAUGCGCAAGAGACCUGAAAUAGUCGACGAUAAAAGGAAGACGGUUACGUUCGACGGUAGUAGAAGUAUGGUUGUCGUAGUAUGCGGAGCUUCCGGCCAUAACAUUCGAAAUAAACCUCGAUUAAACGCGGUACCGGUGGGAAAGUUAGCUCUUGGAAACUCAGUGACCAUCCAGGAAUAUUUUGUCAACAGCGAAGGUACUUGGGUACGCAUGGAUGACGAAUCGAUGGCGAAGUAUUGUUUUCGCAAAGGCCGGAUACCUGAAGGCGAAGCUUGGUCGCUGGCGGUCAGUAAGCACGGAGUUACGUACAUGAAGCUCGAACAAGACCUUGAGAACGAUCCGAUCGAGAAAAAACCUACCAUGCAAGAUCCGUCCGAUUCGCCCAACCACAAAGGCUUCGAUUUUUCUAUGCCUUCCGUGAGUCACGAGGGCUUCAAUUUCACCGCGCAAAAUUUUACACCAGGAAGCGAUAAGCUUACGUCGGAAAAGACUGAAGUUUCGCCAAAGUUUUCCAAGCCUCAUUCCAAGGAGAGAGUAGCAAAGGAGAGAGAAAGGGAAGGAGGCGGCGGGAAAUUGAGCGUUUUGCAGAAAUGGCUGAGAGGGGACGAUAAGUGCCACGGAGAGAAAAGAAACUCCCCCGGCAGUUUUGGUAUUUGCAGGGACUUUUCCGAAUUCGUCGGGGUGUCUGUCAAGGAGCUGGUAAAAGCGAUAGGCGAGAGUCGAGCGAACGGUAAUGGGCCAACGCCACCGGAGACGCCGAGAAGAUUAUCGAGAAGCUCAUCGCCGAAGAAUCCCCAAGGUGGGUCACCAAGAUUUAACAGCCCAUCCUCUAGUCCGGUCCUAAUACCCGCUGGGUCCAGUCGGCAACCAGUUGGUUCUGGUAAUUGCCUCUUCCCUCCUGCUGCUCAUGCACCAGGUGGGAGAUCAGGUUUAAUAGGAGGGGGAGACAGUAUCAGUAGCAGCCCUGUGCUCUGUGGCUCCCCUCGAAGUGUUGCUCUCUCCCCAUUAGUUUCGGGUGGGAUGAUAGAUAGCAUCACGUCGCAGCGACGAGGAUCAACGCAAAGCGACACAAGUGCCUUGGUCAGUAGUUUAACAAGGGAUCCUUCGCAAUCUCCAAGUGCUGUCAGCACGACUGCCAAUACUCGCGAUCUCUCUCCAAGCCCGAGUUGUAGUUCUUUACACAUGAGAUCCGAGGGUAGUAUAGCUAGUCCACCUGAUACUCCGAAGCAAGAGGGCGGAGAUUCUCAAGAGAGCCCUAGGAAAGUUUCCCAAGCACAGACGCAAACAAGUCCCGAGAGUGCGACUACGGCUAUGAAAGGACAUUUCAGCAUCGGUACCACUGGCCCGAAAGAUGUUCCGAAAAUAACUAGAAGAGAUCACGCGAAGGUAGUGAAAACCAGGACGAAACGCACGAUGUCACCGACGAAUACACAGCAAAGUCCGAGUCGGACAUUGAACUCGAGCAAGGAUAAAGUGAAAGAGGCAAUUAGCCCGUCAGUUGCAGAGUGUUUAAGAGCCGUGUUUGCAGCGUUCCUUUGGCACGAAGGGAUCGUGCACGACGCGAUGGCCUGCGCCAGUUUCCUCAAGUUUCAUCCCAGUUUACCGAAGCAGGGCGCGCUCGUUGUUACCAGACAAACAGUGAUACAGUCUGCAGACAAACAGAAACAAGAGCAGAAAGCCAGACAAAGACACUCCGUGGAAGUGAUCAACGCUGGAAACUACUUAUACAUACAGCCCAGUACGGUCGAAGCUUUAACGCGGUCGGCCGCGAACGCAAACGCAAACAGGAACCGAAAGAAACAGAAAACAAUAAUUAAAGAGGAAGUUCAGGAAAACGGGAAGUUGGACUCCCUACCGGAGUUUCAAACGGUCGCGGUGUUGCCCCCCGCGCUAAAAAGUUUGGUAUUCUUAUGGGAAGAACUUAGUACCAAUUGUCUUCAAACAAUCGAGCAACAAACGAUGAAAUUGAGCAAACGACCGGAGAAACGACCUCGGGAAGAUAAACUGAAGGAACGCGAGAAGAAAAGCAGCAGAAAGAAGAAGGAAUGGAAACCAGUUGGUAGAGCGAACGGGUCCGACGUGUUAGGAGAAAUAGAGCGGGAUACGAUUUGCGAAUUGUGCGGUAUGACGUUCCCGCAUCCAGUGACGUACCAUAUGAAAAUAAUGCAUCCUGGUUGUGGGUGGCAAGCGGGAGGAAAGGGUUACAACAGUUGGGGCAACUAUUGUAUCGGUUGGGCAGGAAAUUGCGGCGACGGUGGAGUCGGUGGAAAUUCGUGGUAUCUCAUGUGCGAUACAUGUCGGGAUAAAUACCUGCGUGCUCGAAAACUUAAACUCGCAAAGAAAUUUUUAACUGGAAUGUCGAAGAAAAAGAACGGUUCCAGCAAAACCGUGUCGCCACUUAGCAGUCCUAACGGAAACGAGACGCAUAUUAUCAUGAAGAACAAUGCUAUGUUCCUCUUAGACCUGGCUAGUGCGUCAGGACUGAGCAUUCCGAAGCAACAGAGAAGACCCUCACAGACGUUGUCCUCUGUGGCAGAAAACUACAGUCCUCCAGAAGCAGCUGGACCUUUCCCACCGACCGGACCAUUCCAGUGUUUGCAAGGUUUAGGCGUUCUUCAUUCACAGAGUCACGACGAAAGGUACUACGAAGAAACACUGAGACGCCAAAACGGACAUCAAACUUCUUAUGAAGGAAACAAUAUUAUGGCUAAUACUACCAAUGGAAGGCCUUUAUCGGAGUGUCCCAUGAGUGACAGCGACAGUGAAAGUGGAAAAGGUCGCGGGGUGUUCCAUCGAUCUGUAUCGAUGUCCACCGGUGCGCCUUGGACCAGAAAUUCGAAUGACGGUAGAAUAGUAAUGAUGCGAAAACGAAACAACAGUAGCAGCGAGAUGAAUACUGAUACCGGGUCCUCCCUUUUAUGUUACCCCUCGGCGGCAUUGCAAAAGUUAGUGCCAUCAAUGAAUCAAUCGGCAAUUGUGUCGACAACUCAAGAAGAGGUCACGAAUAACGAUAGAAUAGAAAUCCUUAUGAGACCAGUAAUGCUAUUUGUUCUUCAACAACAUAACUUACAACACUUGCAACUUGCGAUGAAGCAAGCGGUAAGACGUGCUGCUUGCAGAGUUUACGCAAUGCAAGCGCUAAACUGGUUGCUAAGAAGUGUAACGCAACCAAUUUGUCUUCAUGAUUUAUUAUGGUGGUUUGUUGCGUCGUUAACACCUGCAGUGCCAACCGACAUUGCUGAUUCGAAUGAUGAGGACAAUAAAACUGAUAAAAAAGAUGAUCAUGAAAUGAUUGGUGUGUGUGAACAUCCUUUGAGCGACCUUCUUAUAGCGGGUGAAUCUGUUAAUCCAUUACCUUCAGUGUUUCAUACGCUGCUACAAACUAUUGCAGAUUUGAUGCUCUUACCACCGCCUGGUUCUCCAUUACAACAAGCCGCUAUUCGAUGCUGGGGCAUUAAAUUCACACCUGCGGAUCAUAUGUUCCUUCACAGAAGUCACGUUUUCAGUAACAUCAGUAAAAUAUUAUCAAGAUCGGAAGAAGAAGAGGACGUCACAGUGAGCAUGCAUGAAAGCCAUCAAUCGAUUCAUUCCCAACAAGUUAGCGGUUGCGUCGAAGCCUUGAAAGAUUUAACGUGUGGCGCAGAAAUUAAAGCCUCGAGCAGACAAGCUAUGAUAGCUAGCUUGACUGAUAAUUCGACAGAAACCUUCUGGGAAUCGGGUGACGAAGAUCGGAACAAAACUAAAACCAUUACGGUCAUCUGUAGUGCUCGUUCUAUUCCUUGGAUAGUGUACAUACAUAUUGAUAACUGUCGUGAUCUAACGCACAAAGUAUCCAGCGUAACAUUUCAAUCGGGUAAUAACGUUGACGAAAUGAUUAAAUUGAGAACUGUAGAAGUCGAGAGUCGAUUUGCUGGUUGGAUUAAGUGCGCAGUUACUGAUCCAUAUCAUGUCAUUAUAGGCCUUAAACUAAAAGGCCCAGAUAAUUCUCUGCGUGUUCGGCAGAUACGAAUAUUAGGUGCAAUUGAAGGAGAAUCUUUAAAGAUUGGAAAGCAGUUGAACGCGCAGACCAUUCAACAAAGAAAUUGUGAAGCAGAAACAUUAAAAGUUUUCCGUUUAAUUACUUCCCAGGUGUUCGGUAAACUCAUACAGGGUGAUCAACAACAACAAAACAUGGAUACUGCAGAAGGUGCUAACGAAGACUUGGAAGAUAGUAAUGAUCUCCGGGAGCAUAUGGUUGGCAUUUUGUUCAGUAGAAAUAACUUGACGCAUUUACAAAAGCAAGUUUGUUCGCAUAUUGUCCAAGCUAUCCAGAAAGAAACUAUACGCUUAAGAGAAGAAUGGGAGACGUUAUUAUGUUCUCCGACUCCUGCUAACAGCUUGCUAAGCGAUAACAGCGAUUUGCCGAAAGCAGCCGAUACGUAUUGCUUCGAAAUGUUAUCUAUGGUGCUAGCAUUAAGCGGUAGUUCGGUAGGGCAAUAUUAUUUGUCACACCAGUACGGAUUAUUGAAAGACUUAUUAAGUUUACUACACACUGGAUCAGCGAGAGUGCAACGUCAAGUAACGUCUUUGUUGAAGAGAAUCCUACCAGAAAUCAAGCCGGAAGCAUUAGCUAACGUCAUUGGUGUCAAACGAUUACCGCCUACAGAUUUCAGUAUUGUGUCUGCGGCGAAUAAUGGUUUUACCCAUAGUUCAGAAUUUGACGAACAUUCCCCAGGAAUUCUCGACGUUUUUUUAAGUUGCAUAGCUAAAGCGCUGACAGUUCAAGUUAAAGCGAAAGGGAAAGAAAGCAGUGGGAAAGCUUUGCAAACUGCUUCGUUAGCCACUAGCAUUCAUCCAAAGAGUCAAGUUGGCGCAAGAUGGUGGUUGAGAGGUUGUAUGACUCGAAAAUUAGCCGAAGAGAUAAUACAACUUUUGAAGGACAUGGCAUCGGGAAAGUUAUCAGAAGUUUGGGCAUCUAUAACUAAAGCAGCAAUCGCGGAGAACAUAUUAAAUCUUACAAGAUUGGAUGAGAAGAGCCGUGAUCCUGCAGAGUGCCUAAAAACUUCAACAUUGUGGCUCGCCCUUUCUUCUUUGUGCGUUCUAGAUUCCGAUCAUGUUGAAAGAUUAUCUUCGGGCCAAUGGAGCGGCGCUGAAGGACAGCCACCACCGCCUCGACCAACAUGUAGUAACCACGACGAUGGAGAAACGACAGCAAUUAUUCAAUGCAAUGUUUGCGGAAACUUAUGCGCAGAGUGCGAUAGAAUUUUACAUUUGCACAGAAGAACGCGAAUGCACAUGAGACAAGUUUGUAAGGAAGAAGAGGAAGCAAUACGCGUGGAUCUCCACGAAGGUUGUGGACGAACGAAACUGUUCUGGAUUCUCGCUCUUGCCGAUAGCAGAACGUUAAAAGCAUUAGUAGAAUUUCGUGACGGAUCACCGAGGAAACCCGUUGGUGCAACGUCUGGGAUCUGCAGAUUUUGCGGUACCACUGGUAAUACAGGUCUGUUGGCGGUGGGGAAUAUUUGUGCGGAUCACGAUUGCCAGGAGCACGGUAAAAACGCGUGCAGUAAAGUGCACCCAUGCGGGCAUAUCUGCGGAGGAGUCCGAAACGAGAAAACUUGUCUACCCUGUCUACAUAGAUGUCUUCCGGGUAGCAAUUUGAAACAAGACGCUGAUGACAUGUGCAUGAUUUGCUUCACGGAAGCUCUGUCGGCUGCGCCUGCGAUUCAGUUGCAGUGCGGACACGUUUUCCAUCUGCAUUGCUGCAGACACGUUCUGAUGAAGAGAUGGGUAGGACCUAGGAUAACUUUCGGGUUUUCUCUUUGUCCUAUUUGUAAAGUACCCAUGGAACAUCCUACUCUAGCCGAUCAAUUGAUCAGCAUAAAAGAACUUUAUGAAGACGUCAGGAGAAAGGCCUUAAUGCGAUUGGAAUACGAAGGCUUGCACAAAGCUGAAGCAGCUUUUGGAGCGAGUGGAAGAUACCAUCAAGAUCCUGCUGCAUACGCAAUGGAACGAUACGCGUAUUACGUUUGUUACAAAUGUCAGAAGGCCUAUUAUGGUGGUGAAGCACGUUGUGACGCACAAGUAGGCGGAGAGACGUUCGAUCCUACAGAAUUAGUCUGCGGAGGUUGCAGCGACGUGGCAAGGGCUCAGAUGUGUCCGAAGCACGGGGCAGACUUCCUAGAGUACAAGUGUCGUUAUUGUUGCUCAGUGGCAGUCUUCUUUUGCUUUGGGACUACACACUUCUGUAAACCCUGCCACGACGACUUCCAUCGAGUCACCACCAUCCCGAAGGGCGAACUGCCUUCGUGUCCUGCAGGACCUAAAGCAAAACAACUUGAAGGGGACGAGUGCCCGCUACAUGUAAAACAUCCGUCGACUGGAGAAGAAUUCGCACUUGGUUGCGGUAUUUGCCGUAAUCCGCAUACUUUUUAAAACAUAGAAAUAACUUAAUGCGAGAUAUAAUUCUCUCAUUGUCUCUUCGGGAUGACAGAAUUGGUAACUCUUGUUGAAUCUUAUCAAUGCAAGUAUACUAACAUGAGUAAGUGGAUAUAUAGUUCGAUACAACCAUCCUCACACAACUGAAUACGUGGUUUGAAGUGCUAUGUGUAUAUCGACAUUCAAGAAUUCUUAUAAUGAUCAUACAGUGGAAUUGAUGCAAUAUGGAAGAUGCAAGAGGAAUCAAAUAAACAGAACUAGCAGAAUAACUAUGAUCACGAAUCAGAUUCUGAUGAUGCGUGAAGCUAUAAUACUUGUUAAGUAUUGCAUAAGUCGUUUUUAUUGGUAAUUCUGGAGAUUACCGAAACGCGUAGAUAAAUGAGAAUGAAAGCUCUACGUAUAUUAAACUUCCAUGCAGAAAAGAGAAAAGAAGAAAAAAUGAGAGCUUACACGUGCAUAAGUCAUACAAAGCGUAGUGAUUUUUGGUAAAAUAUUGUAGAGUAUAAGCGAUUAAUAUAAUUCUCUAGGCUAUUUAAGAAAUAUUUAAUUAUUAUCGACAAUGAUCCUAAUAAAUUA
This is a messenger RNA of Ceratina calcarata, 8007 nucleotides long. Its product is annotated as E3 ubiquitin-protein ligase MYCBP2-like. The transcript has 25 exons. Gene Ontology annotation, biological process: regulation of synaptic assembly at neuromuscular junction; axon guidance. Lineage: Eukaryota; Metazoa; Arthropoda; Insecta; Hymenoptera; Apidae. Gene Ontology annotation, molecular function: ubiquitin protein ligase activity. The record is from RefSeq and is a predicted model, not a curated record. The coding region runs from base 16 to 7428 and encodes 2470 amino acids. Gene Ontology annotation, cellular component: plasma membrane; nucleus.